This is a messenger RNA of Salvia splendens (bonfire salvia), 1383 nucleotides long. Its product is annotated as phosphatidylinositol/phosphatidylcholine transfer protein SFH3-like. Lineage: Eukaryota; Viridiplantae; Streptophyta; Magnoliopsida; Lamiales; Lamiaceae. The record is from RefSeq and is a predicted model, not a curated record.
UUUACAUUUUAGUAGCGGUCCUCCAUGUUUUUGGGGCACUUGUAUAUUAGGUUCCCUCUUUUCCAUCACUCCUUAUUAUCUAUAUCUCUCUCUUCUCUCAAAAACAGUGUCUGGAGUUCGAAAUCUUUUUCGUAUUCUUGGUGGGUACAGUUUAUCUUCUCGCCGAAGAUAAACUGCAUUUUCGUGAUCGUUGAUGUUAAGUGAUCAAUCUUAGGAACUGUAGUCAUGAGUGGCAACAUUCCUAACGUUGUUGAACGCCCAUUCAGGCCAAGUCUUGAGAAAAUUGAAACAGAUAUAGCGGAGGAUGAGAGGAAAAAGAAACAUGGGUCUUUUAAGAAGGCGGCAAUCAGCGCCUCUUCCAAAUUCAGGCACUCCUUAGCUAAAAAGGGUCGUAGUAACAGCAGAGUUAUCUCUGUAGAUUUUGAGGAUGAGCGUGAUGCUGAGGAGUUGCAAGCUGUAGACGCCUUGCGUCAGGUUCUCAUCUUCGAAGAAUUGCUCCCUGCUAAACAUGAUGACUAUCAUAUGUUGCUUAGGUUUUUGAAGGCUAGGAAAUUCAAUAUUGAGAAAACAAAGCAAAUGUGGGCUGACAUGAUUCAAUGGAGGAAAGACUUUGGUUCUGACAACAUUAUGGAGGAAUUUGAGUUCAAGGAGAGGGACGAGGUUGUUAAAUACUAUCCACAAGGGCAUCAUGGUGUUGACAAAGAUGGAAGACCCGUUUACAUUGAGAAGCUCGGUCAAGUUGAUUCGACCAAGCUCCUGCAAGUUACCUCAUUGGAUCGCUAUCUCAAAUAUCAUGUUCAGGAGUUUGAGAGGACCUUCAUUGAUAAGUUCCCAGCAUGCUCCAUCGCAGCCAAAAAACACAUUGAUCAGAGCACAACCAUAUUAGAUGUUCAAGGAGUGGGACUGAAAAGUUGUAAUAAGGCUGCUAGGGAACUCAUUCAGACCCUUCAAGGCGUUGAUGGUAAUAACUACCCUGAGACUCUAUGUCGCAUGUACAUAAUCAACGCAGGAUCUGGAUUCAGGCUAUUGUGGAGUACAGUUAAAUCGUUCCUCGAUCCUAAAACCACAUCUAAGAUCCAUGUUUUGGGUAACAAAUAUCAGAGCAAGCUUCUUGAGAUCAUUGACGCGAGUGAGUUGCCAGAGUUCUUGGGUGGAACUUGCACUUGUGAAGAUAAAGGUGGUUGCAUGGUUUCUGAUAAGGGACCUUGGAAUGACCCUGACAUCAUUAAGAUGGUCCGAAACAAUGAACACAAAUGCACAAACCGUUCUUCACCCGUCAAUGAAUCCCCGAGAGCUGCUAAUGAUGAUACUACUCAUUCACACAUCUCCCAUGUUCAUGAAGAAGAAGUUCAAAGAUUAUGCAAAAUUUGUUUUAGACAUUAA